Molecule: messenger RNA, 1113 nt
Organism: Schizosaccharomyces cryophilus OY26
Lineage: Eukaryota; Fungi; Ascomycota; Schizosaccharomycetes; Schizosaccharomycetales; Schizosaccharomycetaceae
Product: sulfhydryl oxidase
Exons: 1
Coding region: 170-721 (183 amino acids)
Cellular component (GO): mitochondrion
Molecular function (GO): flavin adenine dinucleotide binding; flavin-dependent sulfhydryl oxidase activity
Source: RefSeq, a predicted model, not a curated record
GAAAAAACAUAACUUGAAUAUUUUUCAAAAAAAAGCCAUUCACAAUUCUAUCAUUUUGAUUAGAAGUGGCUUUUGGGUCUUUAAUUGCGUUCUCCUGACCGUUUUUACUUCGUUGGCUUUCUUCUACUUCUUAAGACUAAUCGAGUUGGCUUCCGAAAACGCUUAAAAAAUGUUUGGAAAGAGAUAUAGAGACAAAGAAACAGGUAUAAUUUACGAUGAAAAUGGAAAACCCUGCAAAAGUUGUAACAUAUUCUCCUCAUUUCAAUCCGCUACGACUGGAAUGAACGCUAGGAAACAAAAUGCUGUUCCUUCAAAAACAGAGUCGCCAAUGACGGAUAUGUCUGAAUCUCAUACAAUUUCAAAUGAAGUACCAGACUCCGUAUCGUUUCCUAGAUUACCAGAUGUUGCUGAGUUAGGCCGUAGCACUUGGACAUUUUUACAUGCCAUGGCUGCUAAUUACCCAAAAAAACCCACCACUGUGGAGAAAACCAAUAUGUCAAGCUUUUUAUAUAAUUUUUCCAAAUUCUAUCCUUGCUGGGCUUGCGCCGAAGAUCUUAGGAUUUGGAUGGCUAAGGAUGGAAACGAUCCUAAAGUGGAGGAUCGAGAAUCCUUAUGUCAAUGGAUCUGUGAAGCCCAUAACGAUGUGAAUGAGCGUUUAGGAAAACCGGUUUUUAAUUGUGAUAUAUGGGCUAAGAAAGCUGCCAGAAUGACGGAUGAAUAAACGUGCUUGAUUUCUCAAUUGUGCUCUCUCCCGCAUUGUUUCAGCAUAGUAUUUAAAAUACGUUUAAGAUUCUUUACUUUUACAAAGCAAUUGUUUAUGAACAACCAACAUACGAGAUGCCAUUCAACAGGAAAGUGCUGAAAAUCAGUUGAAAUGGAAUCUAACUCUUCCAGAAUGAGAGCCAGUUUUUAUUGCAUUAUUUACCUAACCUUGUACUUACGAAUUUUUGACUUUCUUUAUGAAAAUACAACAUGAAAUAAACUACUUUUCUCCUACACAACUUUUCCACGAGAAACCACCGGCAUAAAGAAGAAAAUAUCAUUAAUUAUAAAAACCUGUAUCAUGCAAAGCUGUCAAACGACUCUGUUUGGCAUAAAGUUAUUCAAAACAAG